This is a messenger RNA of Ictidomys tridecemlineatus (thirteen-lined ground squirrel), 1493 nucleotides long. Its product is annotated as chromobox protein homolog 1. Gene Ontology annotation, cellular component: nucleus. Lineage: Eukaryota; Metazoa; Chordata; Mammalia; Rodentia; Sciuridae. The record is from RefSeq and is a predicted model, not a curated record.
AUGCAAGAAACUCCCAGGGAGUUAACCAAUUCAGUACUCCUCACAGCUGCCAGAUGCAUGAGCUCAAUCGAAGACAGACCAAUUGACACUACACCAAUGAUAAUGGGUAAAACACCAGUGACCUGCAGUAGCCAGGGUGGCUUCUGUGCCAAAUUGCCCAUAGAGAACCUGCAUUCAAAGCCAGGUGGUGCCUGGACACAACAAGAUCUGAGGUGGCCUCCUAAAAUUGUAUCAGAGAUGAGCUGGUGUGAUCACUACCUCUACACACAGGGAACUGUAGAGCGCGACACUGAUUCCUCCUGCACUCUUGGGCGCUGCUCUGAGCAGCGUCACCCUUUACACCAGAAAGCUAGCGGGCGCUAUGGAGAAAAACAAAACAAGAAGAAAGUAGAGGAGGUACUAGAAGAAGAAGAAGAGGAAUAUGUGGUGGAAAAAGUUCUCGAUCGUCGGGUUGUAAAGGGCAAAGUGGAGUACCUCCUAAAGUGGAAAGGUUUCUCCGAUGAGGACAAUACAUGGGAGCCAGAAGAGAACCUGGAUUGUCCCGACCUCAUUGCUGAGUUUCUACAGUUACAGAAAACAACACAUGAGACAGAUAAAUCAGAGUGCGGCAAGCGUAAAGCUGAUUCGGAUUCUGAAGAUAAGGGAGAAGAGAGCAAACCAAAGAAGAAAAAAGAAGAGUCUGAAAAGCCACGGGGCUUUGCCCGGGGUUUGGAGCCGGAGCGGAUUAUUGGAGCUACAGGCUCCAGUGGAGAGUUCAUGUUCCUGAUGAAAUGGAAAAACUCUGAUGAGGCUGACCUGGUCCCUGCCAAGGAAGCCAAUGUUAAGUGCCCACAGGUUGUCAUAUCCUUCUAUGAGGAAAGGCUGACGUGGCAUUCCUACCCCUCAGAGGAUGAUGAUAAAAAAGAUGACAAGAAUUAACUCUUCUGAGUACCAGCCCCUGUCGCCUGUGACUGUGGGUUUAAGUGGGGAGGUUAGGAGUUCUACUUGUGUUGACACCAUAAAGGUGGCUUGAGAUGAUGUCCUUUGAAGAAACAGUCUAGUUUCUGUGCCCUGCAGCAGCCCAAGUGCUUUAAAGCCUUUCUAAGCUGUAUAGUUUGCAUACCCAUCCCAGUGGAGGGGAAAGGGGUAAGUGUUUCAAGGCAACCCAUUCUGCACUUUAUUGAGAAAAGCAAAGGGCCUUCUAUGAAGGACAAAAUUUGCAGAAUUGGGUGUGUGGGAAGGCAAAAAAUACUGUUGAUCUUCAAAGAGCAUCUCCUCAACCCACAGCCUUUCUUCCCAAUAGUGUUAAUUCUGCAUUUUUACAGCGUAGCAUGUGUGUAGUUACUGGUGUAUUAUUUGGGGUGGAGGGAUUGGGCAGGGAAGAAGGGAGAUGCAUAGGAUCAUUUUCUUUAAAAUUUGGGGCCUGACUGGGUGAAACAAUGGAAAGAACAAGCAACUAAUGAUUUGGUUCUAUGUCCAGAAUAUUUUACCUUAUUCAAAAAAAAAAAAAAAAA